Messenger RNA from Anopheles coustani, 1617 nucleotides. RefSeq lists its product as uncharacterized. NCBI's taxonomy places the organism in Eukaryota, Metazoa, Arthropoda, Insecta, Diptera, Culicidae. The record is from RefSeq and is a predicted model, not a curated record. Gene Ontology annotation, biological process: proteolysis. Gene Ontology annotation, molecular function: serine-type endopeptidase activity. Bases 1 to 1617 code for a protein of 538 amino acids. The transcript has 6 exons.
AUGCAAAAUGCACGAACCAUGUGUAUGGCCGUUUUGCUGCUAAUCGUUGGAUUCGUCGGUGCCGAAAACUUGCUCUUUUCAGAUUGCGGAGUUCGAACCUCCCGUCGACAGCCUCGCAGUUACUUUCCCGGUGCGCAGCACAACUUUUCCACCCGCACGGAGCCGACCGUAAUGCGAAGUCCGAAGAUUAUGCACGGAACACCGACCGUCGAAGGCCAGUAUCCGUGGCAGGUGUCCUUGGAGCUGCUGCAUCCGUCGUACGGCUUUAUCGGUCACUGGUGCGGUGGCGUGCUAAUAGACCGAAAUUGGGUUCUGUCCGCAGCACACUGCAUUCACAAUGAUUUGUUCAAUCUGCCUCUUCCCGCCUUGUGGACCGUGGUUCUCGGUGAAUACGACCGUCGGACGGAGUCCGGCUUUGAGCAGCGCAUACCGGUGGACAAGAUCAUUUUGCAUGAGAAAUACCACAAUUUCAAGCACGAUCUAGUGCUCCUUAAGCUGUCCAGGCCCGCCAACACCGCACCAAACUCCAGGGUACGGAAAAUAUGUCUUCCUUUCGCUGACUUCAAGGUAAACAGUAUGACGUACGACCCACGACCGGAUCAACAGUCGAGACCGAAUCCCAGCGACAAACCUGCUUAUUUCUUCGACCGAGAUUCGAACCUUGGCAUGGAACAUCCGUCCACACCAUCAAACCAGAACAUUCCUGACGACCAAGAGGCUUUUCCAGAAUCGAUUCCCUUUCGAGACGAUAAUUUUCUGCGUCGUUUGAAGCAAGCAUUUGAAUCCGAGACCAACGAUAAACGCGGUUCACGUACGAGAACGGCAAGAUAUCUAGUAAACCAUUUGGUCACGGGGCAAGUUCUAUCGCCCAGAACUAAUCAUACAAAACUACCUUCUUCCAAUGGUAAUAAAUCGACCAGUUGGGCCACGCGGCGGUUCUUUGCCACGGGGAUGCUUAGUACAAAGCCUCACCAGAGAAAAAGCAGUCAGGAUGGAAAACGAUGGAAUCAUCGGUCACAGAUGGACAGCGGCAAGGUGGAUCCUAGCAGUAGCCACCGGCAAACCCAUCGUGCCAUCCUGAACAGCAAGUUCGGCAAUAGCCGACGCCGGAAUGACAAGUUUUCUCAUGCUCCCGUAUAUUACCGGAACGAGCCGAACUACCGGACCGAGGACACUAACGAUCGCGCACCAAUCGAUGACGAAGACGCGAUCGAAACCGACCCUGGUAUGUCGGCGGGAGCAAUGCCCGAUACGUCGCAGUAUGUCGACUGCCUUGCAACUGGAUGGGGCAAAUCGACAAUCGAUGACGAACUGACGGACGUUUUGCUGCAAACGCGUGCACCAAUACAGAGCAGUAAAAAAUGCGAAGAGGCGUACGGAGAUUUCAUCAAACUGCAUCGUGGCCAUCUUUGCGCCGGAAACCUGGAUGGCACCGGGGGUACAUGCGUGGGCGACUCCGGAGGACCACUACAGUGUAGGAUCAGUAAGCGUGGACCGUGGAUAUUGGUCGGAAUCACUUCCUUUGGAUCUGGAUGUGCGUUUAAAAACUAUCCAGACGUGUAUACGAAAAUAUCCUUUUACCGUCAAUGGAUAGUGGAAACCAUCCAGAAUAACUGA